Molecule: messenger RNA, 768 nt
Organism: Lolium perenne
Lineage: Eukaryota; Viridiplantae; Streptophyta; Magnoliopsida; Poales; Poaceae
Molecular function (GO): RNA-DNA hybrid ribonuclease activity; nucleic acid binding
Source: RefSeq, a predicted model, not a curated record
AUGCAGCUGAACCUCAAUGGAACAGGCAGAGAAGGAUCGUCUAGGAAUAUUGAGGAGCAUAAGGGUUGGCUUGCGCUCUGGGCGGCAGAGGUCCCUGGUAAGGCGAAAAUUCAUGUGUGGAGGCUUAUUCAGAACGGACUUGCAGUAGGCGAUGAGCUCCAACGAAGGAAUAUCAAAGAAGGAGUCAGGUGUAUCGCGUGUAAUCAGGAGGAAACCCUGCUACAUAGGUUCUGGAAAUGUCCGCACUCGGUCGCUAUCUGGGAGUCUGCUAGCCAAUUGACAGGCUUACCGUUUGUGAAACCAGAUGCCAUGGUUCGAACUUACCAUGAUCUGCAUGGCAGGGUUUUGGACUGGCUUGGGAAACUGGAUGACAAGGAGCUUAGUAUCAGCGUAAUGAUUAUGUACCAGGCUUGGCUGGCCAGAAAUGAUGCACGCGAUGAGGUGUGCAUUGCUACUCCGUCAGUGAUCGUGCGUCGCUCCCUGGCUUUGCUCGAGGAGUGGAGGGAAGCGCAGCAGAGUAGAAUUCAGCUAGAGACUAGAGCGGUGGAGCACUGGCAGCCACCAGCCGAGGGCUGGACCAAGGCCAACACGGAUGGUGCUUUCCUGGCGCGGGAGGGAGUUGGAGCUAGUGGUCUGAUUCUCAGGGAUCACCACGGCAGGUUCGUCGAAGGAUCUUGCCGUUUUUUCACUGCAAUUCCUGACCCAGAACGAGUUGAGCUCCUUGCUUGCAAAGAAGCGCUGAUACUAGCGAAGGAAAAGGAUGUUUAG